Messenger RNA from Paramecium pentaurelia, 697 nucleotides. The record is from the annotation of a GenBank genome assembly. Lineage: Eukaryota; Ciliophora; Oligohymenophorea; Peniculida; Parameciidae.
GAUGAUCUAAGAAUGUAAAUAUUGCAGAACUCUAUUGACAUUAACCCAACAACAUUAUCAUCAGUAUCUUUGUCCUUCCUAGUAAUUCUUGAAAUAAAUGGCUCAAUUAAGAUUUUUACUAUCCAAUGCAAAAAUAUCAAGUUAAUAAUUCCGAUAAAUAAGAGAUACUCUAAAGUUGAAUUUCAAGAUAAUUUACAAUGAUGAUCUAAUCAAUACUAAUAAAUUAUUUAAUGAUUCAUUUGAGAAAUAAGAAUUGAUAGGUGAAGAUAUUUUUUUCAUGAAUUCUAAUGUUUCUGACUAUUUUGAGAAUAAUAUAGCAAAUUAAGUCUGCGAUUUGAGUGCAUUUUAAGAAAACACAGAAAAUCCAAAUGAAAUCUAUCAUAGUCACUCUGAAUUUUUCGAUUAUAUUUCUCAAAUAAAUCAUUAAGUUGAGGAUUCAUCUAUUAUAGUAAAAAAAGAAAUAUUUCCAAUUUCCGAAUUGCUUUAGAAUUUAUCUUUUAAGGAAGACUAUUCGCCACAAAGUCAGGAAAUACUUGAAUUGAAGAACAGUAAUAAUAGGGUUGAAUGUCAAAGGUGUAAAAAACGAUUUAAAAAUAUGCAAACUCUUAAAAAACAUUUGAAAAAUAUUCAUAAACAUAGAAUAGUCAUCUCUAAAAAAUAGAAAGAACAGGAGAUAUAAUUGGAGGCUGAUUUUUGA